Messenger RNA from Cryphonectria parasitica EP155, 1962 nucleotides. RefSeq names its product MFS general substrate transporter. Gene Ontology annotation, cellular component: membrane. Gene Ontology annotation, molecular function: sucrose:proton symporter activity. The transcript is spliced from 2 exons. NCBI's taxonomy places the organism in Eukaryota, Fungi, Ascomycota, Sordariomycetes, Diaporthales, Cryphonectriaceae. The record is from RefSeq and is a predicted model, not a curated record. The annotation marks the transcript as partial.
GACGAGGCAUCGCCCUUGCUCUCCUCAGCCUCGAGUUCUCACGAGCAACAUGGCUUCCUGGCGCCAGGCCGUCCUCGCGCUGCGGACCGCGACGAGUUCCAGUCGACCAAGAGCAUAUGGUACCUCAUCCUGCUAACCAUAAGCAUCGGGGGCCUGCAGAUCGCCUGGUCGGUAGAGAUGUCCAAUGGCUCGCCGUAUUUGCUCUCGCUGGGCCUGAGCAAGUCGCUGAUGGCCCUGGUCUGGAUAGCUGGGCCGCUGACGGGCACGCUGGUCCAGCCCUACGUCGGCAUGCUGAGCGACAGGUGCAGGAUCUCCUGGGGCAAGAGGAAGCCCUUCAUGCUCGGGGGCGCUGUAGCCACCAUGGCCUCCCUGAUGAUUCUCGCCUGGUCCAAAGAUAUCGUCGGUGGCUUUCUAAGUCUUUUCGGGGCAGACCCGGCCUCGCAGGGCGUCAAGGUCACCGUUAUUGUCUUUGCGGUACUAUGGGUUUAUAUUCUCGACUUCUCCAUCAACACAGUCCAAGCUGCGAUCCGCGCUUUCAUCGUCGACUGCGCACCAGCACACCAGCAAGAAGCGGCCAACGCCAUGGCCAGCAGGAUUACCGGCGUCGGCAACAUUGUUGGCUAUAUUGCCGGCUACUUAGACCUCCCCAAGAUCAUGUGGUGGCUCGGCGAUAGCCAGUUCAAGUGCCUGUGCGCGAUUGCCAGCGUGGCCCUGGGAUGCACCGUGCUGCUGAGCAUGGUCAUCAAGGAGAGAGACCCGCGCCUCGAAGGGCCCAAGCAAGCCUCGCGGCAGCCGGGGGUCUUCUCCUUCUUCAUCAAGCUCUUCACGUCCAUCAAGAGGCUCCCGCCGCAGACUAAAAAGGUGUGCAUCGUGCAGUUCUGCGCGUGGAUCGGCUUCUUCCCGAUGCUCUUCUAUACGUCUUCCUACAUUGGCGAGAUCUACGUCCAGCCGUAUCUCGAGGAGAACCCCCAUAUGACCCCCGAGGAGGUUGACCAGCUCUACGAGAAGGCAACCAGGGUGGGCACUUUUGCUCUGCUCAUCUUUGCCAUCACCAGCCUGACCACCAACGUCUUCCUGCCCUUCUUCAUCGCGCCGACCUACGACAGCCAACCCGUCGGCGAGGCGCCAGGCGAGGGCCCUUCCACGUCCCUUCACACGUACGGUGGUGAAAACAACAGCAAGUCCUGGACAGACCGUCUCAUCAUCCCGGGCCUGACGCUCCGCCGCGCCUGGAUGUUCUCCCAGCUGCUAUUCAUGGUUAGCAUGCUCUGCACCGUCAUCGUCCGCACAGUCCCCGCCGCCACCGUUCUUGUCGGCCUCGUGGGCAUCACCUGGGCCCUAACCCUCUGGGCUCCCUUCGCCAUCAUCAGUGCAGAGAUCAGUCGCCGCGACGCCCUUGCCCGCCAGAGGAAGCAAGCAUCCUCCUCCACCACCGGUCCUGCAGCCGGCCCUUCUUCUUCUUCUUCUAUUCCUGCCUCGGCCGCCGGCCCAUCCCGAUUCGACGGCUACACCUCCGAUCAGGAUCACAAGCUUGACGAUGACGACGACGAACACGAGACCGACCAGGCCGGCGUCAUCCUAGGUAUCCACAACAUGGCCAUCGCCGCCCCGCAGAUCAUCGCCACCGUCGGCUCCAGCCUCAUCUUUAAGAUCUUCCAGAAACCCCGCGGCACCCCCGGCGACCACUCCAUCGCCAUCGUCAUGGCCAUAGGAGGUGUGACCGUCGGUGCCUCUGCGUGGUUCAUCCACCUCAUACGCGACGAGGCUGAGGAGGGGCCCUCCUACUCUGCUGUCGACACCAUGGAGGCCGGCGAGGGUGAGCAGCAGCAGCAGGCCGGCGCGACCCUGCGGCAGAGUAUGGAGGGGCUGGCGACGACGGCAUCUGCUGGAACUAAGAGCUUCUCGCGGCGGAGCCUGGACCGAGCAACGCUGGUGAGGAAUAAGAGCUCGAGUGGGCUAGAC